AUGGCACUACCAUUGGAAGUCGACAUUUUGGGACAGCACCCCAUGCUCAGAUUGAUGUACACCAAUCUAAGCUACAUCUUCUAUCUGGAUGGGAGUCCCAAUCAAUCUGCCACAGAGCCUCUCGUCCAGACCCUAACCGAGGGUCUGCAGUCUCUUGCCCAACACUUUCCAUGGAUAGCGGGACAAGUUUCUGGCACAAAGGACGCGCAAGGCAGCUUUCAAGUUCCAAAAAUCAUACCAUUCAAAGAAACACCUCCAUUCCAGACUGCAUGCAGGCCCGAAUUUUCGAUUCAAGCGUUCAGACAAGCGAAUUGGUCGAUGCGAAUGCUGGAUCCGGAAGUCUUUGCACCGCGUCUAAUUCCUCUCGGACAAGCUCCCAGUCCAUCUGAUCCAGCGCCAGUCUUCCUGCUACGGAUGACGUUCAUCACGGGUGGUGUUGUACUUACAUUCGCAGCGAAUCACAGCGCAAUGGAUAUGACAGGACAGACAACGAUGAUACGGCUGCUGAGCAAGGCUUGUCAUGGGAUUGGAUUCAUGGAAGAAGAGCUACGUCUAGGAAAUCGGGAGAUGGAUGCUGAUCUCGGUUUGUUUGGGGGGAAAGAUGAUGAUGAACUCAAAGCGGAGAUAGCUUGUCGGCUCAACAGGCAGACUGAUGAUGUGACAGCUGAUUCAGCAACAUCAAACCGAUCAUCGCAAGACGAUAGUCUUCUACAGCCGGCGAAGAUUACUUGGGGGUAUUUCCAAGCGACUCCGUCGGCUCUCACGAGCCUCAAACGGAAAGCAACUGAAUCAGUCCCUAUUCCCCGAUUCGUAUCGACAGACGACGCUCUUACUGCAUUGAUCUGGCAAACGAUCACCCGUGCACGAUUUCCGCAUCCUGAAACUUCGAGUAGAUCGUUGCUGGCUAGAGCAGUGGAUGUGAGAAAGGCAAUGGGCAUUGCAGAAGAUUAUCCUGGUAUGAUGCAGAACAUGGCGUUCAACAACAUGAAUGUCGGAGAGAUCUUAGAUCAUCCUCUCGACGCACUUGCAACUCAAUUGCGCGAAAAAUUGAGUACCUCCGAGCUUGGAGAUGCAAUGCGAGUGGUCAUGACAUUGAUGACUCGCCGCCCGCACGAGUCACCCAUUCUAAAGUAUCUCAAGCCAUCCGUUGAUGUAUUGAUUACUUCUUAG
This is a messenger RNA of Penicillium salamii, 1170 nucleotides long. The record is from the annotation of a GenBank genome assembly. NCBI's taxonomy places the organism in Eukaryota, Fungi, Ascomycota, Eurotiomycetes, Eurotiales, Aspergillaceae.